AUGUCUGGUAAGAAAAAUGCCUAUAAUAUUUCUUAUGAAGCUGUUAGUGAAUUGUCGCUUGAUCUCGCAUAUGGCUCGACAGAUCAAAAUGACAUCCUCCUGACUCAAGAGAAUCCAUUUGCAGAUCCGAUUGUUGCUGAGUACUAUAAAGAGGUCUAUGAAAAAGCAGGGUACGAAUGUAGAGAUGCCUUUGAUCCGUUGUUUGAGUGGAGUAAAUCCGAAGAAGAUAACAUUAUACGUAAGCUAGACUAUCGGGUUGCAUUAACUGCAUGUAUCCUAUUUGCAGGGUUACAGAUAGAUAGAGGUAACCUUGGACAGGCUGUAUCUGACAACAUGCUUGACGAUUUGGGUCUAGAUACGAAUAACUACAAUACAGGGAAUACUAUUUUUUUGGUGUGCUUCUUGUUGGCAGAAUUACCUUCACAAUUAAUCUCGAAAGCACUAGGUCCCGAUAUAUUUAUUCCAAUCCAAAUUGUAACAUGGAGUGUUGUUGCUAUGUCACAGGGUAUAAUAAAGGGAAAGCUAUCAUUCUAUUUAACCAGAGGAUUAAUUGGAAUGCUAGAAGGGGGGUUUAUCGCAGAUAUUGUUCUUUGGCUCACUUAUUUUUACAAAGCCAAGGAAUUGCCUAUCAGACUUUCGUGGAUGGCGUUGGUUGUUUAUAUUGGAGGGAUUAUGUACUUUUUGCAUUGGCUUAAUCUCCUUUUUUUGAUGGUACCAUCGGCAACUCAAACCAAGAAUAGUUUUCAUCCAAAAGGUUGGUUUUCUGAUCGAGAGGUAAAGAUUGUUGUGAAUCGUGUUUUGAGAGACGAUCCAUCGAAGGGGGAUAUGCAUAAUAGACAGGGUUUAAGUUUUAAAGCUAUUUUAGAUACACUAAGUGACUACGAUUUAUGGCCCAUAUACGUCAUUGGUCUCAUUGCAUAUAUUCCUACGGGAGCAUUAUCCCCUUACUUAACCCUAACUUUAAAACAAUUAGGAUUUUCAACGUUCAAUGUGAACUUAUUAACCAUUCCAUAUAGCAUUUUACACAUAAUCAUGCUUUUGAUGAUAACAUGGAUCUCUGAAGCUAUAAACGAAAGGGCAUUAGUUUGUUUGAUUUUACCUAUAUGGUCUAUACCUCUGCUUGCUCUCUUACGGUGGUGGAGUGGAAGCAUGGUGAAUGUAUGGGGAACCUGGUUGCUAUGUACACUCUUCUUAGGUGGUCCCUAUAUUCACGCAAUCUGUGUUUCUUGGGUGUCAAGAAAUUCAAACAGUAUCAAGACCAGGACAAUUGCAUCUGCCCUUUACAACAUGUCAGUUCAAAUGGGUAGCAUUAUUUCAUAUAAUAUUUACAGGAAAGAUGAUGCACCACUUUACCAUAGAGGUAACCAAACGCUAUUUAAAUUUGCAAUUCUGAUGUUUCCAAUACUACUAUUGGUCAAGCUUUAUUACGUUUAUAGAAACAAAUCUAGAGAUAUUAUUUGGAACAAAAUGACACUUGAGCAGCAAGAAGAUUAUAUUAAUAAUACAAGUGAUGUUGGUAACAAGCGUUUGGAUUUCAGGUUUGAUCAUUAA
This is a messenger RNA of Debaryomyces fabryi, 1551 nucleotides long. RefSeq lists its product as uncharacterized. The transcript has 2 exons. Lineage: Eukaryota; Fungi; Ascomycota; Pichiomycetes; Serinales; Debaryomycetaceae. Gene Ontology annotation, molecular function: transmembrane transporter activity. The record is from RefSeq and is a predicted model, not a curated record. The coding region runs from base 1 to 1551 and encodes 516 amino acids. Gene Ontology annotation, cellular component: membrane.